Molecule: messenger RNA, 652 nt
Organism: Contarinia nasturtii (swede midge)
Lineage: Eukaryota; Metazoa; Arthropoda; Insecta; Diptera; Cecidomyiidae
Gene: Bet5
Product: trafficking protein particle complex subunit 1
Exons: 2
Coding region: 128-565 (145 amino acids)
Biological process (GO): endoplasmic reticulum to Golgi vesicle-mediated transport
Cellular component (GO): TRAPP complex
Source: RefSeq, a predicted model, not a curated record
AUUUUUUUUUUUUUGACAGAAAAUAAAAACAAGUGAUUACACAUUCAUAUUGUUUGGCUAUCUUGUUUUUGUUUAAUUUGCCAUUGAUACGCAGUAUUCUUGUUGAUUUAUAACACGAUAGCAUAUUAUGACGAUACAUAAUUUAUAUAUUUUCGAUAAAUUUGGCACAUUACUAUAUUAUGCUGAAUGGAAUCGGAUUAAACAGUCGGGCAUAACGCGAGAAGAGGAGGCGAAACUCAUGUACGGAAUGUUAUUUUCCAUAAAAUCAUUCGUGAAUAGAAUCUCACCGACGGAUCCAAAAGAAGGUUUCCUGUUUUAUAAAACAAACAAAUAUGCAUUGCAUUAUUUGGAAACGGCAUCUGGCCUAAGAUUUGUACUGAAUACAGACACAAGUGCGGUUUCGGUCAAAGAGUUCCUACAACAAUACUAUGCAAAAGUUUGGGUGGAGUAUGUUGUAAAGAAUCCACUUUGGGUACCCGGAACACCCGUCACAUCCGAUUUAUUCAAACAAAAAUCCGAUCAGUACAUACGGCAGUCAUCGUUGUUUGCAUCGAAAAGCGCAUAAAAUACACACAACUCAGAUUCAAUUCCAUGCUAUUAUUUAUUGUGGUUUUUUUUUGUAUUUAAGUUUCAAUAAAUCGAUAACAAUUCA